CGUCAAGCUCAAUUGUUGAACUGAACUGGAGGCGGACGGUCGAGCUUUUGAUUGAAGCGAUUGAUUGAGUAUUGGUAGUAGCUUUACAAACAAUAUUUCUGUUUCUAUUUUUUUGUGUUCCUGCAAGUGCGUAGCUAAUCCGAAGGGAGAUGCCCUUGCACUCCCUCCCCCAGCCGCAGCCCCAGCCCCAGCCCCAGCCCCAGCCACAGUCGCAGCCACAGAAGAAGAAUUACUGAUCUCAGAACCGAAACUCAGAAGAAAACUCAAAGAAAACCUAGAGUGUAGUGGAGUGCAGUGGAGUGUGUGGCAACAAAAGUGUGUGUGUUUCGUGUGUGUUUUUCUUGUGUUGCACCUGUGGCAUCUGUGGCAACCAAGAACCAAUAACAACAUUCAGUGGGAAGGUAGUCCACCAAUUUCGAGCUUCAACUGCCGCAUAGCAAAGAUGCAUCAAUGAUUGGACGGUUUCUGAACACCCAGAGAGACCAAAACAGUAGUGAGAAGCGCUAAGAGAUUUGGAGAGCGAAAGCGAGAGCACUAGGCGGAAAUGAGGAUGCAUUUUAACACGCGGGAGAUCCGAGCGCUGCUGCGCAAGGAUCUUCUGGUGCGAUGGCGCCAGAAGGGCCUCUCCCUGACGCUCCUCGUCUGGCCCGUGCUGAUCUUCAUGCUGCUGUAUUUGAUCCGCAUGAAAUACGGCUCCGAGGAGAUAGCCGCCUGCCAAUAUCCGACCAGACUGCUGCCCACCAAGAACCAGAUGGUGCCCAGUGCCUUCUCCUACAUAUGCAGCAUCGAGAAUAAGUGCCUGCCAUCAGAGCCCUACGAGGAGUACUCCAGAUGGAAGGGAGCGCCACUCCACUCUGUGAUCGAUGUGGUGAAUGCCUUUGUGACGGAUGACAAGCUGCACACGGCCGUCGUGGAGCUGGCGGAGAAGGCGAAUUUUGUGUCCGCGGUGACGGCACUGAUCACCAGCGAUCAUCUUGAAAUUAUACGCACGAAUAUCACAGAAAUCAUAUCCUUGGUGCCGGAGAUCGAGCGCAUGAUGAACUACAGCUUUGACGUAAAGCAUUUGUUUUCUAAUCGCGAGACUUUUGUGAAGCUUGGGACGCUGCUGUGCGGGCAUCCAUUUCCCAGCACGGAGAGCAUUCCUUUGGUCAACGACAUCCUCUAUUCGGAGGACUUUAGCGAGGUCAACGAUGUGGAACUGGAAGCCAUGCCAAGUGAGUAUCAAGGGAGGAGGAGGAGGAGCAGAGACAGAAGCAGAAGCAGAAGGCAGAGCAGUGGAACAGACUGGAAGCCAACCAAGUACUGCAAGCGCCUCUACCUCGACGUGACCUCCACGAACCAGGGCAAGCUCACGUGGAACACCAUCAAGCCGAUCAUCCAGGGAAAGAUACUGUACACCCCAUCGAAUACCCUCACGGAGAGUGUAGUGAAGUUUAGCAACGCCACCUUCGAGGAGCUGGACAAACUGAAACAGCUCUCGCAGGCCGCCGGUACGAUCCUCACCAAACUCCACACGAAUGCCACCUUCCAGCUGGCCUUCGAUAAUCUCCUGAAGCUGGCUCGCUCCCCGCUGGUGAAGAGCGUGGUGGGCGAUGACUUUGACAUCGUGGAGAUCGAGCGGGUGUUCCAGUUCAUUCGCACGAAUCAGCUCAUCUACGACAUCCUCACCACCGUCUCGGAUCUGAUGGAGUGCGUGUCUGCGGACCGCUUUGUGGCUGUGGAUAGCGUGGAGGAGCUGCAGCAGCAGGCCUACGAUCUCAACCAGAAGCGCAUGUUCCUGGCAGCCCUCAAUUUCGAGAGCGUCGGCACCAAGGAGGUGGUCUACCGCCUCCACAUGGACACGGACAACACCCAGCCGACGUUCGAGAAUAGGAACCGCUUCUGGUUUCCCGGGCCCGCCGACAGCAUGGUCAUCGACAUGAAGUACCAUCGGGGGUUCGUGCAGCUCAAGCAAAUGGUGGACCUGGGCAUCGUCAAGCACAAGCGUGACGAGGCGGGAUUCAUGGAGGAGGAGCCGGCAACCAGGUCGCCGGGCAGUUUGUUCAGCAUCAAAGCUGUGAACGACGACGACGACGACGAUGAUGAUGAUGACUUUGACCUGAGUAUCGAGAACACCUCCACUGAGGCCAACACUGCACCGAUCCAGGACCCUGAGACCACCACCGCAGCACCAUCUAGAAUGGAGCUGGAAACCACAACCUUUAAGCCAGAGUUUCUCCUCUCCCUGGAUGAUGUACAAGGUGGGGAUGGGGAUGGCGAUGGAAGUGGGGAUGGGGAUGUUCUCACCCGAUCCAAGCGUCAAGGCCUGCUGGAUCUCCUGAGCGGGCUCGGGGGCGCCGGCGGGGGCAGCAAGAAGCCCAAAUUCGAGGUGGACAACAUGCAGUUCUACACGAAACAGUUCCCCUAUCCCUCGUUCGUGAAUGACGAGUUCAAGCGAGGCCUCUACCUGUCCCAGGCCGUACAGCUGGCCUACUGCCUGGGCUUGGUAGUGGCCGUGGCGAUCUGUGUAAGGGAGCGGAUUUGGAUGCGAGAGAGCAGGAACAGUAUGUUGAUGCGUUCGAUGGGUCUCAGGGCCCAUUCGGAGCUGGUCGCCUGGGCCUUGAUGAGCCUCAUGGAGCUGUGCCUGAUCUUUGUCCUCGUCAGCCUGGUGCUCUACAGUGGUGGCAUCCUGUCGUACACCAACUGGUUCUUCAUGAUGUUCUACUGUCUGAGCUUUGGCGCCUGUCUCGUCUCCUUCUGUUACAUGUGCUCGAACUUCUUCACCUCGGCCAACAUUGGUGCCGUGGCCACAUCCCUGCUGUUCUUCAUCAGCCUGUGCCCCUUCAUCAUUGUGCUGAUGUUCGAUGCGAAGCUGAGUCUAUUCGAGAGCUUCCUGGUGGACCUCUCCUUCACGACGGCCUUCGCCAAGGGCUGGGGCGAACUGAUGCGCAUGGAGCUGCAGCAGCAGGGCCUCACGUGGGCCCACUUGAUCCACCUGGGUCCAGCGAGGAGCGAGUGCGCAAUGGCUCUGCUGAUGUUUCUGCUCGACUUUAUGCUCUAUGCCGCCAUUGGCUAUGCCUAUCAAAGGUGGAAGAAAACUGAGUACAGCUUCGUGCGGGCAAUGAGCUCCCAUUUGGACGACAAGCUGGGUGCCUCGCUGCUGAAUGUCACCAAGCUCUAUGGCAGCCAGUGCGCCGUGUCCAAUCUGAAUCUGGAUUUUGCCCGCAACCAAGUGAGCUGCCUGCUCGGCCGCAAUGGGGCUGGCAAGAGCACUCUCAUCAAGCUGCUCACCGGCCAGAUCCGACCGACGGGCGGCAAGGUGCUGCUCCGUGCCGGCGAGCACAAUGUGGGCGUCUGCUGGCAGGACAACAUCCUCAUACCCAGGCUGACGGCCCGCGAGCAUCUGCAGUUGUACGCCCACAUAAAGAUGCCCUCUGAUGGCUCUGCCGAGGUGGAGUUGGAGACGGAGGUGAGUCGCACUCUGAAGAGCCUCAACUUUGGCCAGCACGAGGACUAUCCCUCGUGGCAGCUGUCGGGUGGCUAUAGGCGGCGUCUCUGUGUGGCCAUUGCGUUCAUUGCCUCGCCCAGUGUCGUCAUCCUGGACGAACCCUGCAACGGGGUCGAUGCCAAGGCGCGCAAGGACAUCUGGAAUCUGAUCGAACAGCUGCGCCAGGGCCGUGCGGUGAUCUUUGCCACCCACUUCCUGGACGAAGCCAAGUACCUGAGUGAUUCGCUGGUCAUUAUGCGAAAUGGUCGCAUCAUUGCCCAGCACAGUCGCGACUCAUUGCAACAUCUCUGCACUGCCAACUACAGCCUGAAGAUGCGCUGCGCCGAUGCCCCAGUGGCCGCUCACAUUGCGGCCAGGGGCAAGCAGCUGCUGACCAACAGCCAGGUGCUGCCUGCCACCGAGAAUGAGCCCCCCCACAGCCUGACCAUCAGCGCCAGCUAUGCGGAGAAUCUCACCCCCGCAGCCGUGCAGUUCCUGGAGCUGCUGCAGCAGCAGGAGUCGCUGGGGGCCAUCGGCGAACUGGAGCUGUCGUCGAGCAGCAGCCUGGAGCAGGAGUUCGAGCAGCUCAAUCGAAGCGAGGAGCAGCCACGGGGAGGAGCAUCAGCAGCAGCAGCUGCGGAAGGAGGCGGAGGAGGCAUUGUGGCUGGCCCAGCGGAUGUGUCCGAGGAUCCGCCCUCGUCAUGUGUCCAGAUGCGACUGCUGUUUGGCAAGCGCCUGCGGCAUCUGGCCCGCAACUACCGACUGCUGCUGUACGUGCUCCUGCUGCCUGCGGUGUUCGAGCUGUGCGCCAUGUGGUUCGUCAGCUAUCGUCUGGAGGAUGACUUCGACACGGUCCUGCCGCUCACCAGGGCCCUGUAUCCGCGCAGCGUACAGCUGCUAAGCGGCGAGAGGCUCACGCCAUUCACCGAGCAGCUCUAUCCGGGUCUGAGAUCCUCCUGCGAUGUCAAUGAUGGGAACGGAAACUUCACCGAGUGCCGGGAGUUCAGCGACUCCUCGCUGGCCUACGACUGGGUGCUGACAACCCUCGAUGAGUACCGGGAGCGACGCUAUGGCGGCUACGCCGUGAACGGAUCGGGGGCGACUGUGUGGUACAACAACAAGGGCUACCACGCGAUGAUGGCCUGGCUGAACGACCUGAACUCUGAGCUGCUGCGCACCAGCCUAAACGACUCGGAGUACGGGAUACUCACCCGCAACGAGCCGUGGAAGCUGGGCUUCGCAGAGCUGAGCACCAGCUCCCUGCUGCGGCAGGCGGGCGACUCCUGCAUGGUGUUCAUUCUGCUGAUCGCCUUUGGCCUGGUGGUGGCCGCCAAUGCCGUCUAUCUCGUGAACGAGCGCAUCAGCGGCGAGAAGCUGCAGCAGCGUCUGUGCGGCGUCUCGGCGGUUACCUACUGGCUGGUGGCCUUCAUCUGGGACUAUCUCAUCAUGGUGCUGGCCCUGGUAGUUUGCCUCGGCAUCGUUCUGGUCUUCAGCAUGCCCGUGUUUGUGGCCAGACAGCAGCUGAUUGGCAUCAUUGGACUCUCAUUAAUGUUUAGUUUUGCCUGCGUUCCCGCUGUCCAUGUGGCCGAGAAGCUCUUCAGCGACUCGAGCAUUGCCAUUGUAUCGAUCUUCUGUGCGAACAUCAUCAUCCCAUUGAUCACCAUGGGCAUCAUCCUCAUCCUGGGCGUCGUGGGAGAGGGCUCUGCGUGGGACAGCUGGCGGCAUGGCCUGAACGAGGCCUUCCUCGUCUUUCCCCAGCACGCCUUGGGCGAUGGUCUCCUGGAGCUGUGCAAGAACUACAUGGUGGCCCUGAUCUUCAGGCGGUACGACAUCGACUCGUACAAGCAUCCGCUGGCCAGCGACCUGCUGCAGCGCCACUUCAUCGCCCUGGCCCUGGUCGGCCUCUCGGGACUCGUGCUGAACGUCCUCAUCGAGUGCCAUCUGCUGCAGCGGCUGUGGAAGCGCCUGGAGCGCCUCCUCGACUGGCACUACCGCCGCGAGCUGCAGAAGCUCCAGCAGCUGAAGAUCGUCAGCCUGCAGAGCAUCUUCAAGAGCUGCGUGGAAGCCGGCGAGGCCUUGCGCGCCGAGAACCUUUGGGUGGCGUACAACCGCGGACGCUACGCCGUCCGUCAGGUGCACUUCGGGGUGAAGCGGGGCGAGUGCUUCGGGCUCCUGGGCAAGAACGGGGCCGGCAAGUCGACCAUCUUCAAGGUGCUUACCGGACAGCUGGAGCCCAAUGUGGGGCACAUCCACUUCGAUCAGCCGGGGAUCUCCUACUGCCCGCAGAGCAAUCCGCUGGAUCCCCUGCUAACCGUACGCGAAUGCAUCCUUUUCUACGGCCGCCUGCGGGGCAUCCGCCAUCUGGAUCUGUUGCUCGCGAGGGUCCUGAACACCUACGAGCUGCGCUCGUACCGGGAUGUCCAGGUGCGGAACCUGAGCGGCGGCAAUCGGCGGAAGCUGACGGUGGCCGCCACCUGCUGCGGCCACACGCCCACCGUCCUCAUGGACGAGCCCACCAGCGACUUGGAUCCGGUGACGCGGGAGUUCGUCUACUCGACCAUCGAGCAGCUGCUGGCCGCCCGCCGCGCCGUCGUCCUGACCUCCCACUCGGUCUCCGAGAUCGAGCAUCUGUGCCAGCGCGUGGCGGUGCUCAAGGCGGGCCAGGUCGUGGCCAGCAGCAGUCCCGCGCGGCUCAAGGCCGAGCAUGGGGGCUACUACGGCAUCAGCUGCUUCUGCCCACCCGCCCAGCAGGCACUGCUGGCCAAGAUGCUGCCGGAGCGGCUACCGGGUGCCUGCGACCUGCAGCACUACGCCCACAGCCUGCGCUUCCUGGUGAAGGUCCGUUCGGGCGGGGACUCCUCCAGCAGUGCGGCCAGUGGACUGCCACUGCCGCUGCUCUCCGAGCUGUUCGCCGCCCUGCGGGACAUGUCCGUGGGCAUCAGCCGAUUCUCCGUCAACCGCUGCCGCUUUGAGACGGUAUUCGAGAAGAUCCUGGACAGCAGCGAGAAGACGUCCUCGAACGGGCUGCAGGAGGACGUUGGCCUGCCCAGCAAAUCGCCGGCUGUCGGCGGCUCCCUGGCCACCGGCUACAUCCACUGCGGCUACGAGGAGACAACCACUUGAUUGAUUUUACUCUUCCGCACUGCACUGCAAUUAUGUGUUUAAUACGAGUAGUUUUUUGUUUGUUUGCUUAGUUAGAGAGAGAUGUGUGUUUUAAUUUUAUUUGUGAUAAGAUCGGACGCGGAUCCAGUGAUAGUUGUUCUAUAUUUCUGUUUCCGUUUCUGUUCGGGUAUUCUGUUAGACCAUAAGAGUUCGGACCAGCAAAAGACCUAUUUAUUUCGAUACUUAAUACGAUAAUAUGCAGCUAUGCCAAUGCCGCCGUCGAUCGAUCCUCGAACAGGAUUCUGUUAACCAGGCGCAAGUUUUACGAGUACGAGUAUGUAUAUUGUGCAAUACCUCUAAUAUAAUGAAGGAGUGUGUACCUAUGAAUAAAGUGAAAGUAGUAAAUGUGAGAGAAGA
This is a messenger RNA of Drosophila miranda, 6985 nucleotides long. It is a transcript of the gene ldd, whose product is annotated as ATP-binding cassette sub-family A member 7. NCBI's taxonomy places the organism in Eukaryota, Metazoa, Arthropoda, Insecta, Diptera, Drosophilidae. The transcript is spliced from 11 exons. The coding region runs from base 545 to 6589 and encodes 2014 amino acids. Gene Ontology annotation, biological process: lipid transport; transmembrane transport. Gene Ontology annotation, molecular function: ATP binding; ATP hydrolysis activity; ABC-type transporter activity. The record is from RefSeq and is a predicted model, not a curated record. Gene Ontology annotation, cellular component: membrane; intracellular membrane-bounded organelle.